AUGGGCAACGACGGCGGGAGCAUUCCAACACGACGCGAACUUGUCAAAGAAGCCGCCAAAGCACCCAGCGCCUCGCAGCUUAAAGAGACUCAGAAAGAACAGCUUCAGCAUUCCUGGACUAUUUGUCCGCUAUCGCAUAAGGAGUUACUCCCACCAAUAGUUUCAGAUUCGGCCGGGAAUUUAUACAAUAAAGAUACAGUGUUACGCAUUCUUCUUCCUGGAGAUGAUGUGGACGGAAUAUCCUCCAAGGCAGAUUGUGAAGAAAUCUUAUGCGGAAGAAUUAAGAGCCUUCGAGAUGUUGUCGAGAUAAAAUUUGAAGUUUCUGACUCGGACGAGAAAAAUAAGAAACUCUUCAUCUGUCCAGUCACAAACAAAGAGCUGGGUCCUAACGUGAAGUCCGUCUAUCUCGUGCCCUGUGGUCAUGCUUUUUCUGAAGAAGCGAUCCGUGAAAUGAAAUCAGAUAAGUGUCUGCAGUGUAAUGAAUCUUAUGACCCUGAAAACAUCAUCCCCAUACUACCUAUGAAAGAAUCUGAAAAGGAGCGACUUUAUUCUCGUAUGCAAAAACUAACUGGUCAAAACCUAACCCACUCACUUAAGAAGGCUCCUGGCUCAAAGAAGCGAAAGAAGAAUGGAUCAAACACAGCCCUGGCUGACGGGACACCUCUUGCUGAACCCUCCACUAGGGCGAAGCGUCCUACAGCGAAUGGUGACCCUAUUAGUAGAAAUUCUACGCCUCUAUCUUCCUCCACUGGCGCAAUUAAAAACGCUGCGACUGCAAUGCUGACCACUCGAGUUCUAGAGGAGGAAAAUGCGAGACAGAAGCGGAGGAAGCGCAUUGAAAACAAUGAGACGCUUCAGAGCCUUUUCACUUCUAGCUCAAAGAACCAGGGUGUAAAGGACGGUGAUUUCAUGACCCGUGGCUUUAGCAUUCCAUCCGGCGCCAAACGGUGA
Messenger RNA from Ophidiomyces ophidiicola, 951 nucleotides. RefSeq names its product Replication termination factor 2 (gene rtf2). Gene Ontology annotation, cellular component: nucleus. The record is from RefSeq and is a predicted model, not a curated record. Gene Ontology annotation, biological process: mitotic DNA replication termination; site-specific DNA replication termination at RTS1 barrier. The transcript has 3 exons. Lineage: Eukaryota; Fungi; Ascomycota; Eurotiomycetes; Onygenales; Onygenaceae. The coding region runs from base 1 to 951 and encodes 316 amino acids.